This is a messenger RNA of Eruca vesicaria subsp. sativa (arugula), 363 nucleotides long. The record is from the annotation of a GenBank genome assembly. Lineage: Eukaryota; Viridiplantae; Streptophyta; Magnoliopsida; Brassicales; Brassicaceae.
AUGGUCAACUACUGUCUAGUCAGUAUCUACAUGGUAAUCGAGUCGGUGAGAGUGUUUUGGGUGAGAGUGCGCUUGUUUCACAAAGGAAGCGUAAUCCUGCUGACUUUGCGCUGUGGAAGGUCUGACCACCUCUUUAUUAUUAUUUACUAUUAUCCUGUGAAGGCUGCAAAACCUGGUGAAGAACCAAGCUGGGAUAGCCCUUGGGGUCCAGGAAGACCAGGAUGGCACAUAGAGUGCAGUGCAAUGAGCACCCAUUACCUGUCUCCCAGAUUUGACAUUCACGGUUGUGCUACAAAUCUGAGAUUUCCGCACCAUGAAAACGUGAUUGCCGCCAAGACUUGUGCCAAGAUAGUGGUAGUGUGA